AUGGAUUCUGGUAAUAGUGGAAGUAUGUCUUCAAGUGGUGGUGAAGAUCAAGACCAUGAAACCUCACGGCCCGAAUCCCUCCCGGGUUACUUGAAUUCUCCAACCCAAUUCGGUUCUUCCGACCCAAUAUUACACCCUUCUCUCCUUUCUCAUUACCAAAACCACAACCACCAACCCACCACUACCACUACACUUUUUGCUCAUCAUAAUUACAAUUAUGAUCACCACAAUCUCCACACAACAUUGUCUCAUCAAAUACCCCAAUCCAACACUUCAAACCCCAAUUUCAUGCCCGACCCAAGAUCCACCCGACCCAACUCCACCAACCCAAUACCCAACCCACCACCCUCAUCCCACCACCAAGGACCUAGCCGAGCUUCAUCCUCAUCAGCGGCAGCGCAGACCCGAAACUCCAAGAAGAGGACCAGAGCUUCUAGAAGAGCACCAACAACUGUGCUGACCACCGACACAUCCAACUUCCGAGCAAUGGUGCAGGAGUUCACUGGCAUCCCAGCUCCCCCAUUUGCAGCCUCCUCCUCCUCAUCCUCGUCGUUUUCGCGACGGUUCGAUAUGUUUGGCUCUGGAAUGAGAUCUGCUCAUCAUUUGGACACGUUGGGGCCUCUCUACCCUUUGCGUCCCUCAGCUCAAAAGGUCCAGCAACCAACCCCAUUUCUCUCUUCUAAUAAUUCUCCUUCUAAUUCUGCAUUGUUGAUGAUGAGCAAUAGCGGCGGUUUGGUGGAUGCCACUAAUAUUGCUACCACUAGUAACAAUAGCAACAACAAUUUCAACCCAACAACUUACCAAUUGCUAAACCAAGGCCUCUUCCCCAGCAUGCAAAACCCAAUUCUUACAUUUCAACAUGAGCAGCAGCCACAUCCUUUCCACUCUUCUUCAAUGAAUUUGGCCAGCUUUGGGGCAAGGCCUGCUCGGGGAGUGAUUGGUAAUUUAGCCAUGCAUUCAUCUAUUGAGGACCCAUUGGGGGGCAUGAGCCAUGGAUCAUACACAGGCCAGCUUGGUGGUGGUGUUGGUGGAUCAUCCCUGGACAGCAGCCACGUGGCAGCUUCGGAUGGGCACGAUGGCUGGAGGGAUCAUGGAGUUGGAUCAAACGAUGGGAGAUUGUCAUCAGCACUGGAUCAGCAUUUGAGGCCUAAUUUGGACAAGUGCUUGGAGAUGAACAAUGUUAAUUCUAAUACCAGAGGUGAAGGUACAGUUGAGUCUUGGAUUUGUCCUAAUUCUGAGUAG
Messenger RNA from Prunus armeniaca (apricot), 1242 nucleotides. NCBI's taxonomy places the organism in Eukaryota, Viridiplantae, Streptophyta, Magnoliopsida, Rosales, Rosaceae. The record is from the annotation of a GenBank genome assembly.